GAGUAGUCGGUCGACAACCACCGACAGCGACGAUCGCCGUCGUCGACAAUCGCGAUGAAAAUGGCCGCCGAGGUGAGGUGGCUCCUGGCCUUUUUGAUAUCGUGCGCCGUCCCGUUCUCCUGUGGCGAGACGCCGCAUCGGAAAUUCGAGUACAAGUACUCGUUCAAGCCACCGUAUCUCGCGCAGAAGGACGGCACCGUACCGUUCUGGGAAUACGGCGGAAAUACUAUUGCUAGUUCAGAAAAUGUCAGAGUAGCACCGUCACUUAAAAGUCAAAAAGGUGCAAUAUGGUCGAAGCUACCAGUAACUUUCGACUGGUGGGAGGUAGACUUAGUAUUCCGUAUAAGUGGACGGUCAAGGAUAGGAGCAGAUGGUUUAGCAUUUUGGUAUACAACUGCCCAAGGUGCCUAUAAUGGUACCGUUUUUGGUAGUUCGGAUCUUUGGACAGGCCUGGGAAUUUUCUUUGAUUCAUUUGAUAAUGACAAUAAGCACAACAAUCCAUAUAUUAUGGCUAUUGUCAAUGAUGGCACAAAGAUCUUUGAUCACGCAAAUGAUGGCUCUACACAGCAAUUGGCAGGCUGUUUGCGAGAUUUUCGUAAUAAACCUUUUGCCACGCGAGCACGGAUAGAAUAUUAUAAGAAUACAUUAACGUUGAUGUUUCACAAUGGCAUGACAAACAAUGAUCAAGAUUAUGAAAUGUGCUUUCGAUUUGAUAAUGUUGUGUUACCGAAAAAUGGAUUCUUUGGAAUUUCCGCUGCUACUGGUGGUCUGGCCGACGAUCAUGAUAUCUUACAUUUUCUAACCCUCUCUUUGUAUCCUCCCGGACAGUUACCAGUUGAUGCGCAUAAAGUUUCUUUAGAGGAACAGGCAAAGCUUCAACAGGAAUACUUUGACUACCAAAAGAAACUAGAUGAGCAGAAAGAGGAAUAUCGCAAAGAACAUCCAGAUAAGUUUCGCAAACAGGAAUACGAAGAAUAUUAUGAAACGGAGGGCCAGAAAGAAUUACGGCAGAUAUUCAAUGGACAAAGUCAGAUGUUUGAUGCCUUGCGUGAACUUAACAGGAAAUUAGAUGAAAUUGUUGGAAGGCAAGAGAGAGCAUUGAGUUUGAUAUCACAAGUUCAAGCGGUCCAAGGAGGUAUGCAAGUGAAUGGUCAAUUAGGACAACAACCUGUAGCAAUUGAUUCCGUCGGCAUACGUCGGCAGGAAGUCGAUGCUGUGCUAAAUAAUCAAAAUAUCAUAUUAAGUGCGGCCAAGGAAAUCAAGUCUUUUGUGGGAGACCUUCAUACUAAGACUGAUUCUAUUCUUAACAAUCAAGCGCGCGCUCCGACUGCACAGGUGCAGCCAAUGGGAUACGAUCAUCAGUCAUUAAUGGCAGAGAUACGAGACGGACUGAAUACAUUGAAGAAAGAUAGUAAAAUUACAGGAAGCGCGGAUUGUCCUAAUUGUUUAUCAGUCAGCAUGUUCUUGCUGUUCAUCGCGAUACAAAUGAUAAUAUUAUUUGUGUAUAGCAUUUACCGAGACAAUAAAGAAGCGCAAAUGAAGAAACUCUACUAAUACACAUCAUCUGUGGUGAUUUUGCAACACAUUCUCAUUUGUGAAUUAUGUGACUCAAUAUUUUUAUUAUUCAUUAUUCAUGUCCGCGAAGUGUCUCUCGAGAUUUGUACAAUAAAUAUAUUAUCUUUGUUAGAUUGAUUUG
Molecule: messenger RNA, 1696 nt
Organism: Camponotus floridanus (Florida carpenter ant)
Lineage: Eukaryota; Metazoa; Arthropoda; Insecta; Hymenoptera; Formicidae
Gene: ergic53
Product: protein ERGIC-53
Exons: 10
Coding region: 55-1554 (499 amino acids)
Biological process (GO): endoplasmic reticulum to Golgi vesicle-mediated transport; Golgi organization; endoplasmic reticulum organization
Cellular component (GO): Golgi membrane; endoplasmic reticulum membrane; endoplasmic reticulum-Golgi intermediate compartment
Molecular function (GO): D-mannose binding
Source: RefSeq, a predicted model, not a curated record